AUGGACAGCAUUUCCAGCCCGGGUGAACUAGCUCUGGAGCUCUACCAAGCAAUUUUUCAACCGCUACGUCCCAAAGUUUAUGGGUUCUUCGAUUCUUUCACACGGUCAGAUGGGACUGUUGCAGCUGCAAAAAGAAGCAAUGCUAAUCCGUCCUUACCAGGUGUCUACGCUGAUGGCAAGAUCUACGUUGAUGGCAGAAAUACGUCAGUCCACCCAGACGAUGUGAUUCUUAUCAUUGAUCUCUCCGCCAACUUCACAAAUCAAGAUAUCUGGCGACACAGCGUCCUUGACAAGCCUCCGGAUGUCCCCAACGCCCUGGUCGAAGGAACUCUCUGGUACUCUCAGGUAACUCGAAAGCUCUACCAACUCGGUGGCUGGUUCUCAUUCAACAGCUUUGCAGAAACCAGCUACAUCGCCAAUGUCCCUCAAUCCGCCAUCUUGGAAUUCGCUACCGACUCCAAAACUUGGGCAGAAUCUGCUUUUAACCCCGUUAACACAGAAAACAAGGUCGAGCGUCCUCGAGCGGCGAACCCGUGCGAUGCGCCGAUUUUGAAUAAGAGUUUUAUCUUUGAGGGGUAUGUGCAGAGGAGGUCGGAUGCUGAUUAUGUUAAUUAUACUGCUCCCUCGGAAUUCAAGUUUUUGGAGGGCAUGCUGCAGCUUGAUACGAAUAUCAAGGACUCGCCACCGACUCUCUCGAAUAUCUCGGUCCCGGCGAAUAUUGGGCCCGGGAUGAACGGCGCAAUGAUCCAUGUCCCAGUCGGCGACCAAGGUGUACCACAGAUUCUAAGUAGGAGAUCAGAUGUUUGCACAACUCUUAUUACAGCAGCAUACAAGAGUUCGUUCAAAUCUUCAUGGUUGCUGGUGUUGGCAAGUUAUCCUUCGUUCCUCCAAAAUGGAGAUGCUAAGUCUGGAUCAGAAACGUGGUUUCUCACCCUGCCAACCUUCCAAUGGUUAAAAGUCCACACCCGCCCAGGAGGAGUCUACAGCAUCUUCGACUUCCCUGGCGCCAGCCGUCUCGAAGCCGAGUGUUUGGCCGGAUUUGUAUCUCCCCCAGUGUGUCCCACUUACGCUCCCUGCGAACAUCCCAACAAGAGGGGAGGUGGAGGUGGAGGUGGAGUGUCAGUCAUGGUGUUAACGAGUGCAUGCAAAUACAUCUUCAUACCGUCCCUUCCCCGCCCCGCCUACAAGCCAACCCGCAACCUCGCGCACCUCACCACCAGCACCACGAACAACAACCUCCAAACCACCACGCUCUCUCCCUCAUCCCCACCUUCCAUCUCCGCGAUCGUCGGCGGCGUCGUGUUCCUCGCCUUACUCGCCCUCCUCGCCGUUUUCCUUCUCCGCGGCCAUUGCAAGAAUAAAGCCCCUGAACCAAAGCUGGCGAGUGCGGAGUUGCCGAGUUAUCAGGAUAGAAAGGACAUGAAUACGAACGCAGUGGAAGUCGGCGCGUUUAGUCACCCGCUGGCUUUUACGCCAUAUAUACCGCGGCCACCGCAGGAGGUUGAUGCCUCACACGAUGAGGAACAUCAUACUUUACCGGAUGGGAGUAUGGGAGCGACGCCGCGGAUUGAGAGUGGCAGUCCUCAAAUGGGCAGUUCAAGCAGAUUCUCGGAGGUUAGUAUGGGGACAGAGGAGUUCGGGACCGAGGCGCGAGAGCAGAGUGAGUGA
This is a messenger RNA of Hyaloscypha bicolor E, 1668 nucleotides long. RefSeq lists its product as uncharacterized. The transcript has 8 exons. Bases 1 to 1668 code for a protein of 555 amino acids. Lineage: Eukaryota; Fungi; Ascomycota; Leotiomycetes; Helotiales; Hyaloscyphaceae. The record is from RefSeq and is a predicted model, not a curated record.